Messenger RNA from Syngnathoides biaculeatus (alligator pipefish), 1658 nucleotides. It is a transcript of the gene timm50, whose product is annotated as translocase of inner mitochondrial membrane 50 homolog (S. cerevisiae). Bases 131 to 1321 code for a protein of 396 amino acids. The transcript has 12 exons. Gene Ontology annotation, molecular function: phosphoprotein phosphatase activity. Lineage: Eukaryota; Metazoa; Chordata; Actinopteri; Syngnathiformes; Syngnathidae. The record is from RefSeq and is a predicted model, not a curated record.
CCUCCACGGGUUGCUCCCUCGCUGAUUGGCUUUCCCGCCUGUCACUCAAGAGCUGCAACCAAUCGUUUGUUUUUGUCCUUUACGUCGCUGUGGAAGACAAGAACGCGCUCGCCGGCACCCGUCUUCCAACAUGUCGGCUUCUUGCGUGUUCCCCAUGUGUGCGCGAGCGAGCCGGGGCCUCCUGAGGCUCCGCAACGGUACGCCGGUCGCGGUGGACGUCGCGCGUCUACUGUCCACGGAUAAACCGGCGGCCGGGGACGACAGCGCGACGGGGGGCCUGGCCCGGGCGAUACUCCAGCAGCGGCUCCAACAGCAGAGUCAGGGCCAGCCUCCUCCUGCAGAGGGCGCGGAAGGUGCGGGGGGUGGAGGCGACAAGAAGCAGAAGGAGAACACGGCGUACGCCAAGAAGAUGGUGCUCAGGCUGGCGGGCCUCAUGGGCCUGGGUGGCGCCGUCAGCGUCGUCUACAUAUUUGGGACCAAUUCAGUGGACGAAGAAGGAAACCAGAUUCCCGAUGAGUUCGACAAAGGAAGAGCUUCCGGAAGACUGGAAUACGACUGCCAAGAACCGCCAGUGGUCCAGCAACUGAAGAGAACUGUCAAGUACUUCCAGGACUACAGACAGAUGAUCAUCGAGCCCACCAGUCCCAAACUGUUGCCAGACCCAGUCAAGGAGCCGUACUACCAACCUCCGUACACGCUAGUCCUGGAGCUCACGGAUGUCCUGCUGCACCCUGAGUGGUCGCUGGCAACCGGGUGGCGCUUCAAAAAACGUCCCGGCAUCGAUUACCUGUUCCAGCAGCUGGCGCCGCUCUACGAGAUCAUCAUCUUCACCGCGGAGACCGGCAUGACGGCGUACCCUUUGAUUGACGGCAUCGACCCGCAGGGUUUCGUCCUCUAUCGUCUCUUCAGAGACGCCACCCGCUACAUGGACGGACAUCACGUCAAGGACGUGUCGUGUCUGAACCGCGACAGCAGCAAAGUCAUCGUGGUGGACUGCAAGCGCGAAGCCUUCAGUCUGCAGCCCUUCAACGGGAUGGCGCUCAAGAAGUGGGACGGAAACUCGGACGACCGCACGCUCUACGACCUCGCCAACUUCCUCAAGACCAUCGCGCUGAGCGGCGUGGACGACGUGCGCUCCGUCUUGGAGAACUACGCGACGGAGGACGACCCCGUCGACGCCUUCAAGCGCCGGCAGGCCCAGCUGGCCCAGGAGGAGGAGCAGCAGCAGCAGCAGCGGGUGGGCGAGUGGUCGCAGCAAAAGAAGUCCGGUUUGUCUCUGGGCUCCAUCGCGUCGCGCUUUUGGCGCUCCAAGCAGCAGUGAGCGAGCCAAGAAGCGCUUGCUCGCUCUACUCGGGGUGACCGGAACUCUCGCCGGCCCCUCCCCCUGGGCAGAACGCAGCUUCCGAUCGGACGGAAACGGAGGCGGUCCGGCGGAGUUCCGCGCCGAGUCGCCCCGUAAGGUCUGACCCGAGAUCUACCGAACUACUUCGAGGGCGGCGCGUGACCGCUUCCUGUCAUGUCUUGUUUUUCUUUUCUAUUUAUGAGCUUUGGUUUCUUCCUUCCUGUCUCGUUGUUCUUCUCUCGCUUGCGGUCGCAGAUCGCGUGAUCGAUGUGGACGUCGUACGCCGAUUUCUUCAAUUAAAGAAACCAAUCAACAA